GACUUUAUCGUGACGAAUCACGAUGGUCAAAUCAAUCGAAAGCGAUGUUUUACUAGCUGUCUGUAUUGACGUGGAUUCCGCGAAACGCCCAGAUGCAAGUUGAAAUGGAUCCAACUGCACUUACAACGGAAUUUCGAGGAAGGCCGGCAGAAAAUCCCGUACCCACAACUACAAGCUGCAGCCAAUCCAACGGACAGAAUUCUUCUCUGUUAAUCCCCAAACAUACAUAUUUAUUCCAAUCCAAACGCCACUGCCACUGCACCGAAUAAUAUCCGUGGACCAGCCCCUGCCACGUGGCCAGCGAUCGGAGGACCUCCAUCGCGGAAGGACAAGGAAACGAUAAUUCGGAAUUGAAAUUUAUAAAAAUGUUUUGUGGUUGUGCAGGCCGCACAAUUCAUUUUUCCGCUGGAGAUAUGACCAAAAUGAGAAUCUGUUGCUUUCCGCGGUAUUGCUGAUGCUGCUGCUCGGAUUGUGGUGGGUUGUUUCCACGAUACAUCCAUCAUACGGCCCACGCGUUUUCUGGGUCUUCAAGUAAGACUGAUAUUUGGGUUAUUUGACAGAUUGAUACUUUUUUUCUUUUCUGCUUGGUUCUGUUCUGGAGGAAAACAAAGGGGUUUGAUGGCGUCCGUAAUGGGUUCUGAGUUUUGGUGCUACCGGUGCGAGGAAGCAGUGAAUCUGUUGCCGGGGGAUAUGUCUUGCCCUAGAUGUUCAGAGGGUUUUGUUGAACAGAUGCGGGAUCGAACCCCGCCAGUUCCAAGGAUGUUUGGUCUCUUUAGCGAUGGCGGAGGUGGCGGAGGAAGCAGCAGGCGGCGGCGUAGAUCCUACUUCCGCGGUGACGAUGAUGAGGGCGAAGGUGGAGCGAGGCUGGUUGUGGUGGGCCACUCCGCCAUCAUGGAGCUCAUACAGUCCCUCGGCUCCUCCGAAAGAAGCUCUCCUUCUGCCGAUGAUGAAAAUGAGGACGAAGAUGAUGAUGAUGAUGAUCGCAUGGAUCGCAUGGAUCGCAUGGAGCGGCGAAUGGAGGAGAGGGAUAGGGAGAGAGAAAGGGAGAGGGAAAGGGAAAGAGAUCGGGAGAGAGAGAGGGGAGGCUCAGAGGGGCUGAAUGUGACCCUAGUGCUGCAAAGGCGGGUGCGCGGAGGACUGGAGGAGAAUUUGGGGAUCCUGUUCGAGAGUGAGGAGAGAGGCAGAGGAGGAUCUAGCAGUAGCAGGGGAUCUGGUGGGGGACUGCCCAGGAGCCUGGGGGAUUACUUCAUAGGACCGGGGCUAGAUCUGCUCAUCCAACGCUUGGCUGAGAAUGACCCUAAUCGCUACGGCACUCCCCCGGCUUGCAAAUCAGCUGUUGAGGCCAUGCCAGUUGUCAAGAUCUGCCAGGAUCACCUUAACUCUGACUUUAACCAGUGCGUUGUCUGUAUGGAGGAGUUCGAGCUAGGUGGGGAGACGCGUCAGAUGCCAUGUAAGCACAUCUAUCAUGCUGAUUGCAUCUUCCCCUGGCUCAAGCUGCACAGUUCAUGCCCCGUCUGCCGCUUCCAGAUGCCAACUGAGACUGACACGUCAACUAAGAAGGCCGACACGUCGGCUGAGGAGGACGCAACCCCAAAUCCCCCAUCCACUACUUCCUCCGCCGAGGCUACACAGGACAACAACAACAACAACAACAACAACGGUGCCAGCUCUUCGAGCGGAGCUUCGCCACCUGGCAACAGAAGGCCACCGUGGUUGUGGAGCCUCUUCCAUCCACAUUCAGAAAAUGCCGAUGGCCAGGGCUCAGGCUCAUCACGCGGUGACUCGACUUGACUGGAUGCGUACAUAAAUAGUCUUCUUUGUUUUUUGCGUUUUUAUCUAGAUGUAUAUACAGAAAUGUUUUUUUUUUUUUUUGUAACUUUUUUUCUUUUUGUAGUGUUUUUAAAAUUUCUUUCCUUUCGACGCUCUUCAUGCUUUCGUAGACAUAGGAAUAAUUUGAAGUGUUAAAUUUCAGACACAAGAUGGUUACACCUUUUGUUAAAAGCUCGACAUUAUAAUUUUACUAUGCAGUGUAACAAAUGCCUUACUUAGCAUUUAGAUGCAAAUGUGAAGCCUAAAUAAGGCAUUUACUUUUCAUUUCAAUUAUCUUUUUUUUCAGUAGGAAAUUUGAAUCCAGCAUUUUGGUAUCCUAUAUGGAAAAAAAUGGAGGCAUGACAUUGAAUGGCAUUAGCACAGCUUUAGGUCUCUAGGCAGACACUUAUUGGUUCAUGAUCGUGUUUCUUGCUUGUUACUUCGUGUUUCUGUGUUGUGGUCUGCCUGGUCUGUGUAUUACUUAUAGCUACUAUGAAUUUUUUCAGCUACCUAGUUUUCGUUAGUUCCAUUCAUGUUUUUGUUUCUUGUUGUGUCAUGUUACAUUUUUGUUGAAGAUGAUCUAGUCUCUUCCACUGUUUACUUUUGCAGCUAUGUGCAUUUCUGUAGUACCUUCAUGUUUUUGUUUCUUGUUGUUUCUGUUCUACCUGAGUUAUGUUCCACUUUACAGAAGCUGCUUUAGGCACACCCAUGGUGUACUAUGUCAGCUAGAUAAUUUUCUCUAGCUCUGAUCGGCAAUUUCUGACCACUCGUGAACAUUGAUACCUAAAGUGGUAUAUGGAAUUCAAUUUCUUCUCAAAUCAGGUCCUGCAGCGAUUUAUUUUCCUAUAUACAGAUACUGGCGACUUUUUUUAAGUUGUUUGGUUAGUUUGUUGCUAGGGAAAUCAAAUAUUACUUUACAUGUGCAGUUGAUGGUUUCCCACCACAUUCUAGACAUUUAUAAAUCUGAAUCAGGAUUAUUAUUUUA
Molecule: messenger RNA, 2794 nt
Organism: Cryptomeria japonica (Japanese cedar)
Lineage: Eukaryota; Viridiplantae; Streptophyta; Pinopsida; Cupressales; Cupressaceae
Product: E3 ubiquitin-protein ligase SIRP1
Exons: 1
Coding region: 619-1791 (390 amino acids)
Biological process (GO): protein ubiquitination
Cellular component (GO): cytoplasm
Molecular function (GO): ubiquitin protein ligase activity
Source: RefSeq, a predicted model, not a curated record